CCUUGCUCCUUCCUUUCCCCUUUUCUCCUUUCCUUUGUGUUCUUUGUACCUAGCACCCUCAAGGUUUUGCCCCAAACCCCACCCCCUCAAAAGCUCCAUCCCCAAGUUGACCCCCCACAUCAAACAGGUGAGCCUUGCUUAGGAUCCCUAGGGCCUAGGCCUCAGGCCUAGUGUUGGGCCUGGUGUCUGGGACUGAACUGGGUCCUGGGACUGAAGCCUGGGGCAAGAAGUUGAGACUAGGAGUGGAGACUAAGCUACAGUUGAGCCUAGGCUGAACUGUGCUGGGGAAACAUCUGGAGGACCUCAUGGUCAGCCUCACCACAUAUUUUCUGGCAGUUAUUUCUGUGGAAGGCAGAGCUGUUCACUUCCUGUUGGGCUGGGAGUCCCCAAGUUCUAGAGGCUCUGAGGCUGCCCAGAGCAGCCCACUUGCCAGCAUCCAUGGCCAGGUACCUGCUUUUUUCCCUGGCACAGAGAGAGAUUAGGGUGGCCAGAGUGGCGGUGAGCACAACUCGCCUCCAAGAGCCUCCAGGUAGCCUGGAUUCUCUCAGAGGCUUUGCGUCCUCUACCUGCAGACCGAGAAAUUACCUGCACAAGAGCAUCGUAAACACUCUGCACUACCAGAAGAGCCUGCCCCGACUUCCUAUUCCCAAACUAGAAGAUUCAGUUAAGAGAUACCUGCAAGCCCAGAAGCCUCUUUUAAGUGAGGAACAAUUCAGGCAAACGGAAGGAUUUUCACGGAGUUUUAAGACUGGAAUUGGGAAAGAACUGCAAAAGAUGCUGGUUUCUCAGGAUAAAAAGAAUAAACAUACAAGCUAUAUUUCAGGUGUGUGGAUGGAUACAUACCUAACUCUCCGCAGCCCCCUUGCCUUCAGCACUAAUGUAGGGUUAGCUUUCCAUCAAGACCCAAACCCCAGCCACAACAACCAACUCAUCCGAGCAACGAACCUGACCGUUUCAGCCCUCCGGUUCCUCAAGACUUUCAGGGACGGCUACCUUGAGCCCGAGGUCCUGCACCUCUACCCAGAGAAGACGGACACUGAGCGGUUUAAGAAGCUCAUCCGAUGGGUCCCUCAAGCUCUGGUGUGCACUGCUGCCUCCAUUGUCAAUGUUUACCCCAUGGACAUGUCCCAGAAUUUCAGGCUUUUCAGCACAACACGCCUGCCUAAGUUCUAUAAAGACAAACUUCACACCGACGAGAAGGCACGGCACCUGCUGGUCCUAAGGAGAGGGAAUUUCUAUGUCUUUGAUGUCCUGGACCGUGAUGGUAACAUAGUGAAGGCAGCUGAGAUCCAGUCUCGCCUGGGGUACAUUCUGGCAGACGACUGCCCCAUUCCUGAGUUCCCUCUGGCCUACCUGACCAGCGAAAACCGAGACACCUGGGCCCAGUUGAGGCAAAACCUCCAGGCCAGUGGCAAUAGAAGCACACUAAAGAAAGUGGAGACGGCCUUGUUUUGCCUGUGUCUGGAUGACUUCCCCAUCCAGAACCCUGACCACCUGUCUCACAACAUGCUGCAUGGUGAUGGCAUGAACCGCUGGUUUGACAAGUCUUUCAACCUCAUCCUGACCCAGGAUGGACAGGCAGCCGUUCACUUUGAGCGCUCCUGGGGUGAUGCCACAACCCAUCUUCGGUUCUUGGAAUACAUCUUCAAAGACAGCAGUAACUCCCCGGCUGUCAUUCCCUGGGGCCAGCGGAAAACAGAAGCAGACUACUUCCUGGCCCCUGUGAAGAAGCUCGAUUUUAUACUAGACGACUCCCUGAAAGCAGGAAUACUUCAGGCCAGAGCGCGGUUCAAUUCCUUGACACAGAAUCUGGCUGUCCGGCUUUGUCAGUUUCAGCAGGGAGGCAAAAAGUUUCUGAAGAAUCAGAGGGUGAGUCCCGAUGCUGUGAUGCAGCUCUCCCUGCAGAUGGCUUUCCUGGGGCAAUAUAAUGCCACGGUUCCAACCACAGAGUCCUGCAGCACGGCAGCUUUCAAACAUGGCCGCACAGAGACCCUCCACGUGGCUUCCAUCCACACCAAGAGGUGUGCGGAGGCCUUCAUCCGAAAACCUUUUGAACACAGUGUAGGCGAAUUCCAGAGCAUGAUUGCUGACUGCUCCCGUCACCAUGUGAAAUUGAUCAGGGAAGCCACAGCUGGCCAUGGCUUUGACGGACACCUACGGGCUCUACAUCGCUUGGCAACGACCAAAGGGGAUUGGUUACCAGACUUCUUCUUUGACUCAUCCUACAGUCACCUGAAUCACAACAUCCUGGCCACCAGCCUGCUGGCCAGCCCCUCCUUAAAUGCAGGAGUGUUUCCACCAGCAGUGCCCAGUGGCUUUGGGAUUGCAUAUUCAGUGGAACAGGAGGCUCUCCAGUUCAACAUUUCCUGCUCCUCUGGCCAGAACCUUAAUGAAUUCCAGCAGAAUGUGAAGAGAUGCCUGGAGAAAAUCUGGCUCAUUUUAGAAGGCAAACCCAUUAUCAGUUAGAGCGGCUCAACUACUUUGUUGCUGGGGGAGCAGGGGGAGAGGCGCCACGUCCUAGGCCUCUGGCCUCCAUUCCUCAUUCUCAGCUUCUUGUGCCCUUCCCAAGCAGUUCUUGCAGCCCGCUUUUUCGCGUUUCAUUUCAUUCUCCCGUUUGUAAUUGCUGUAAGAGGCUAGUUCCCCCACCCACCCUCCAGACCUCUCUCUCCCCAGAGGUGGGGCCAGGUGAGAUUGGGUGGAGACUCUCAGGGCCUUCUCUGAGGGAAACCUCAAGUGAGUCAGGCCUUUCACUUGGCCAGUUCCAAGAAUGAAUGACUUGAAGAUUCACCAUGGAUGGGAUCUGGGAUCAGAUCAGGGGAUCCCCAACAUCUCUUGUCCAAUGGGCUCUUGGGUCUCUGAAGCCAUAUUCAAGCAGUGGAGUGGAGGUCCUCCCUUUGAAUCUUGAGCAGCUGAGUCAUGGGGGCUUCUACAGAGGAUCUCCUCCUCUACAGAGGAAGAGCCACAGAUGUUGUCUCUGGGCAGGCCUCACAGGUGGACUGGGCUGGGCUGGGGAAGUCUCAUGGUGACUAAAGAUGUCUGGCAGCAUGUCUGCCAAGUCUGGAAUGAAGUAAUGGGGAAUGAAAUCUUCCCACAGUUCCCCUCCCCAAAGCUGGGGAAUCCCUUGUACCUUCCAUCUGUUCAUCACUUGGACCCCCAGUGGGGCCCACAGGGCUUGCGACAGUGGCCUAUUUGAGUAAGAUUGAAUGACUCUUUGACUCUGCAGCAGAGAGAGUUGUUUAGGCAGCCUGGUGCUAGAUUUCUGUAGAAAGCAGAGAAUUUUGGACAAAGUUGGGAAGGUGUCAGAGAGUUGAACACCCUUUUAAAACAGUUUUUACAGCCCAGGGUGGUUUCCCAGAAACCCAAGAGCUGUCAUAAUGGGGGCUGGGAAGGGUGGAGGGGGCCUCAGCUCUACAUUCGUCCAAGACCCAAAUUUGGCCCUCUCAGGCCAGUGCCCAGUCCUAGGGCAAGGCAACAAUCAAAUAUUCUUUUCCAGCUGGUGAACAUCUGGUUUGCCUCUCGGCAUUUUAAACAUGGCCAGCCAACAUUUCCUUUUAUGGCCUUUAUUAAGUUGCAGCUGCCAAAAUUAUCAUUAUUGUUAUUAAGGUUAUUGGGUAUAUUUGACUCAGAGUAUUUGCAGUGGAAAAGUUUUGGUUGAAGCUUGAGAGUUCUGUGUUUGAAAAAGAUCUUACACUAUGAAUAAGAAUUUUGCUUGAACCAAA
Ornithorhynchus anatinus (platypus) is the source of this 3719-nucleotide messenger RNA. RefSeq names its product carnitine O-palmitoyltransferase 2, mitochondrial-like. Lineage: Eukaryota; Metazoa; Chordata; Mammalia; Monotremata; Ornithorhynchidae. Gene Ontology annotation, biological process: fatty acid beta-oxidation. The coding region runs from base 439 to 2466 and encodes 675 amino acids. Gene Ontology annotation, molecular function: carnitine O-palmitoyltransferase activity. Gene Ontology annotation, cellular component: mitochondrion. The transcript is spliced from 5 exons. The record is from RefSeq and is a predicted model, not a curated record.